Schistosoma mattheei is the source of this 3093-nucleotide messenger RNA. The record is from the annotation of a GenBank genome assembly. NCBI's taxonomy places the organism in Eukaryota, Metazoa, Platyhelminthes, Trematoda, Strigeidida, Schistosomatidae.
AUGAACCGUUACGCCGGGCAUGCACAAUCGGGUAGUUCUUCACACCAUCCUCAUCAGAGAUAUCCAAGUGGACCAACUGGGGACGUCGAUUUUUCAAUUCCCGUUUCCCAAGCAAAUGGUCCCUUGCGUCCCACUAAUGAAACAAAAAGAGGAGGGCAUGGUGAUUGGUCCCGAGGAUGUGCUGGUUGGCGUCAACGUUCUUACAGUGGUAGUGAGCAAUCUGAUGUCUUCUAUUAUAACCACUCCAAUCACCGAGGUCGUGGUAAUGGGCAUCCAUCCAAUGAAGUUGAUGGAAAUACGGGACGUGGACGUGGUCGAGGGCGUGGUUCAGGUCGUCAAGGUUUGACACAUCGAGAACCUGUUGGUGGUCAGUCACAAACUUCAGGCAGUAAUGCUUGUCGACCUGCCAGUUGUUUAGUUGAUACUCCUGGAGGGCAAUUAGUUCAACAAACCAAAAAUGGGAGGAUUUACUCCAAAUCGUUUUGUAGUGACCCACCUCCUGGUUUCGACUUACCAAUUCAUGAUAAGCCUACCAGUGAGUCAUCAUCUUCAAUAACUUGUCAAAAAGAAGACGUUUUUAUUGAUAAUAAUGAUUCAAUGCCUAUUCAUCAUUGUCAUCUUGUGGAUGAUGAUUCUUCGAAGAAUUCUACACAAAUGAAUUCUAAACAAUCUAUUAUACAUCCUUGUAAUUGGUAUUAUAUUGAUCUAUUUACAUGUACUCAAGGUCCAUUUACAAAUCAACAAAUGAGUACAUGGCUUGUUGGUGGUUAUUUACCAUUAGCUUUAAAAAUACGUCGUGAUUGUGAUGAAUGUUUUCUUAGUUUAGCUGAUCAUAUGAAUUUAGCUGGACGCAUUCCAUUUUGGACUGGCUACAAUCAACCACCUAUUACACAUGCGAAUUUACCAUCACUUUCUGUAUUAAACAAUAAUAAUAGUAGUAAUCAGGUAUUAACACACUCAACUAUUAUCACCAACCAAAUAUCCUCCUCAACUCCACCAGGUAUUACAAAUCGUAAAACAGAUUGCGUAACUUCACUUCAACAAUCCACACUACCAACAUUUGAUGAAGAUACAACUCAGCUUCAAAACAAAGGAGAUGUUAGUGUUUCUGAUGGUGAUAAAACUCAGGUAACAAUCGAUAAUGAUUCAAUAUCGUUGAAUAUGUCAACACUAUCAUCAAACACUAUAUCAUCUCCUGUAACUGAUUAUUCAGAAUCACAAACAAUCAAUAAUUCAUCUUCAUUUACUGGAAUCAAUGAUAAAGCAUUAUUAGAUUUAUAUAAUGAAGCUAAAAAUAUUGCAUUACAUACAUCUAAAAUUGAAGCAGAACGUUUAAUAUUAGCAAAUAAAUUAGCUGAAAUUAAUAGUACUACAGCUAAAUUAUUAUCCAAUUUACGUCCAACCCAAUUAAGUUCUACAUUAACUGAAUCAUUAAUUCGAACAACAAAUGCUGUACAAACUGAAUUAGCACGUAUCCUAGAACCAUGUAUUAGUGAUGAUAAUAAAAAUACUACACUUACUACUACCUUCUCCAAUACUAUUGACGAUGGUCAUCCCGAUGAUGGUAAUGAUAAUGAUGAUAAUAAUAAUAUCAAAACUGAUAAUGACGUUAGCUCAGCCAUUCUCAAUGAUUAUAGUAAUAGCAUAAAUGUUGUUUCAUUGACAAAAUUCUCAACAUUAUCAUCUUUAGGAAUAGAAUUUACUGAAUCAUUAUCUACACUAACAACAUUUGAUAAUAUUCAUCAUAAUGAAAUUCAUUCAACGAAUGAUAAACAAAUUUUUAUAGAUAGAAAAUUAAAUACAAAUGAUGUAGAUAUUGAUAAUGAGCUUCCUUUAGAUUCAACAAUGAACAAUCAUGAACGCAAUCAUACUAGUCAACAUACGAAUAAUGAUGCAUAUGUCGGUAACAACAAUGUUGUUGUUGAUGAUGAUGACGAUGAUAAUGAUAAUGAUAAAAAGUAUCAACAACUUGAAUCAAUAGAAAAACUAAUCCCUGAAGGUGAAAUUACCGUACCAUUGACUUCAAAUAGUAAUAAUCAUGAACAAGAAACAUCAACAACUACGAAGAAAUCUAGACGUAAAAAUAAGAAAGCUAAUAAAAAAUUAACACCAGACGAAGUACGUCAAUUAGCUUGGGAGUCAGAAUUCAAUCGUCGUAAAGCUGCCGCAUUAGAACAAUCAUUAGCUGAAGAAGCAAGACUAAAAAAAUUGGCCGAAGAAGAGGCAAUUGCUAUAGCUGCAGAAAAAGCUUUAGCUGUACAAGAGAAAAAUCGCCUUCUUGUUGAACAGCGUAAACGUGAAAUAUCACGUCUGAAAGCAGAUAGUGAAUUGGCUCAGACUGCUCCAAUAGAUUUACGUUCUAUUCAAGCUUCUCAAGCCGCUGAAGAGGCUAAAAGAAAAUAUCAUGAUGCAUUAAUGUCUGAACAAGUUGCUGUGUUGAUAGCAGCUGAAGCAGUUUCUCCAUCAACAAAAACUCCACUUUCAUGGUCUCAAAUCGCUAAAUCGGAUACGACAUCUUUAACACCUAUAAAUCCAUGUAUAUCAAAGAAUGAUAAAACAACUGAACGUUCUAAAUGUACUGUUGCUAUAUCAUCUAGUAGUAAUAAUAAUGGUCCAAUACAGAAAUCCAUUAGUUAUUCAUCGAAUAGUAAUAAUACUUCAUCUUUAACACAGUUGGAUUAUUUAAAAAUCACUUCAUCACCAAAAAUAUCCCUAAAUAACAAUAUAACUUCUGCUGCUACUUCCACAUCUGUCUCAUGUACACCGAAAGUGAAUAAUACAAUUGUUAAGUCAGUGACUACAACAACAGCAAAUAUACCUUCAAUAUGGGAUCUACCUCAAUUCAAAAAGAAAAAAAAAAAUCGUGAAGUUUCUUUAUUUCCUGCUAAAGAAGAACUUGCCCAUUGGUGUGAAUCUCAACUGUCUUCCAUUCCUUUGUCUGGAGUUGAUUUGCCUACUUUAGUGGAUUUAUUAUGUGAACUACAAGCUACAGAUGAAAUACUAGAAUUUAUUGAAAAUUCAUUGGGACGAUCAAAGCGUAUAUCACAAUUCUCCAAAGAUUUUUUACAAAAACGUUCAUUUCUUCAUCAAUAA